AUGUUCCGGCUAAUGCAGGCUGGCAAACACAUGGGCAAGAUUGUGGCAAAUGUCGAAAUGGAGGAUACAGAUCUGGUGCCUAUACGGCGAACUACCGCCAGCCUUCAUCCUAAUGCAUCUUAUUUAGUUGUUGGGGGCUCGGGAGGCAUUGGCCAGUGCAUCUCCGAGUGGCUUGCAGAAAGUGGAGCGAAGAGUGUGAUCAUCCUCUCCAGGUCCGCCAAGAGUGUGGUAAACGUAGCAUCAUAUAAAGCCGAUAUGGCGGAUUUGGGCUGCAACCUACACCUUGUUGAGUGUGAUAUAUCAGCCAGGGAUGAUCUGGCCGAUGUCUUGGGUGACUGCCGAGCGUCUUUGCCCCCGAUCCACGAGUCAUUCAUGCUGGAAUGGUUCUUCAGACUGACAAAUCUACAGGACUCGGUGUUGGAGAGAAUGAGCGUCGCCGACUAUGAAACCACCGUGAAGCCCAAGGUUGAAGGAAGUUGGAACCUGCAUGAGCUGUUGAGCGACACGAAACUGGAAUUUUUCAUCAUGCUGUCCUCCCUGACGGGCAUCUUUGGCAGUUCCAGUCAGAGUAAUUAUGCAGCUGGGGGUGCCUUUCAGGAUGCACUCGCAACCUAUCGCACGUCCCGAGGACUGGCAGGCGUUUCGAUUGACCUCAGCGUAAUCGACUCAGUCGGCUACGCGGCUGAGCACGAGGGGGUGGCCAAGCGUCCAAGCAAGAUUGGCUACCGAGUGCUGAGCCAGGAGGAUGUCCUCGAGGCGAUUGAACGUGCUGUAGCCUCGCCCUUCUGCGGGCAGCUUCUGGUGGGGAUAAAUACAAGCCCUGGGCCUCAUUGGGAUGAAAACAGUAGUAGCAGCAUGGGUGAGGAUAGACGUUCUGUAACGCUGCAAGUCCAUCAGCUCGCGCAAGGCACAACGGCGACGAUGACUGCAGCGAGCUUGGCGGAGGCGCCAGCGUCAGAUGUCGAACUGGAAAUUGCGCAGGCCGCCACACUGGAGGAGGCUCAGCAUGCGGUUGUCGAAGCAAUCUGCAGGAAGCUGUGCAACAUAUUCGUGAUCGAGGAGCAGAUAGAUGUGCGUGUCCCACUUGCGCGGUAUGGGGUUGACUCUCUGGUGGCCGUUGAGAUGCGGAACAUGCUGGCGCUUGUGGCUGGAGCCGAAAUGCCGGUAUUUUGACAUCAUCCAGAGCCCUUCGAUAUCGUCGCUCGGAUCGACUGUAGCUCUAAGGAGCAAACACCUCGACCCGGAGAUUGCGGCAGUUGGGAACUCAUUGUCUUCUGCCGUGUUAGCGUGUUAUGCAUCCUAAUCUCCAGGUGUAAUUGGUGGUUGUGGUGUGGUGUGGGGUGUAAUUAUGUACCUUUGAACUGCAACUGGAUUGAA
Truncatella angustata is the source of this 1377-nucleotide messenger RNA. Its product is annotated as KR domain-containing protein. Gene Ontology annotation, biological process: fatty acid biosynthetic process; secondary metabolite biosynthetic process. The transcript has 3 exons. The coding region runs from base 1 to 1173 and encodes 390 amino acids. NCBI's taxonomy places the organism in Eukaryota, Fungi, Ascomycota, Sordariomycetes, Amphisphaeriales, Sporocadaceae. Gene Ontology annotation, molecular function: fatty acid synthase activity. The record is from RefSeq and is a predicted model, not a curated record.